AUUAUGCUUCCUUUGAAAAACCUUCAACGAGCUUGCUGCCACCAUCAACUUGUUCGAGAUACUUUUGUAGAUGUCCAGAAAAGCAAUAUAUCAAUGUCUGCAUUGCUUAAUCAUUUACUUCAGAAGUCACUUUAUGAAUGUGAGGAGGCUCACAGAGCUGCACUUUGUGCUAUGAAUGGUUUGGCUGGAAUUUAUUCAUUGCGAGAAGAUUAUGAGAGUGCUUGCAAAAUGUAUAAAAAAAUAUUAGCAUCUAUUGAAGAAUAUAGUGCAAAUGUUAGAACUGAUCCACUUCAGCACAUCCAUGUAUUGUAUAAUUUUAGUAAUUUAAUUUUAUCUCUUGAAAAGGAAGUAGUGGCUAAUACUCCUGGACUUCUCGAAAUCCUUCAGAAUGUAGACUGUGAAGAAAUGAAAUCCAAAUAUAACCUUCUUUGUGAGAACUAUGUGCGUAGACAUCGAGAGGGACUUCGUAAUUAUUGGGACCAUAAUUCUCAUGUAAGAUGUGAUGUUGAGGUAACUUUCCCGUUAUUCAAAAAUGAAAAAAAAGGAUUUACUGAAUCAAGUUGGUGGUAUGAAAUUUUUCAAAGGUUAACUGAGAAAGAUAGGCAAACCUUUAUAGAGAAAGUAAAGGAUAUGUUAAUAGAUGAUGCUCAAAAUGUCCAUGUGAAAGAAUUACCAUCAGUUGCUCACAGGUUCUCUGAAGUGUCUGGAUUUAUAGUAACAUUACUGCGGCUGUCUGAAGAAUUAUACCGCACUCGAACUGAAGCAUCCAAUAUUGUAUAUUUGUGUGUAAAUAAAAUGAAUCCAGAUUAUGUAAACAUAGCGAAAAAUUGUCAUUUGAGACCACUUGGAGGUGUCAAAAAAAAAUGUUUAUUAUGUCAAGCUGACACAGUUCUGAAGCAAUACGAAAGCAAACUUUAUCGUGUUGAAGAAGCUAGUAGCAGCAGAAGCAGGAGAAGUGAAACAAUAGCAGAACUGGAAUCAAGUGUUUCCUUCAAAACACUUCGUCAAGGAAAUCAUGCUGACAGUGAAUUUGAACUAAUUUUAAAAUUCUUCAUGAGUUAUUGCCGCCCUUUCAAAGAAGCCAAGCAUCGUAUUGAAGAUGGUGUGAAGGAACUUAAAUUGCUUGAAGCUAUGAAGAAAGAAUUUAAGGUCCUGCAAACUGCAUGGAUUAAGGCUAGUGAAUAUAUGGCUGCCAUUGAUGAACUAGAAAUGGCAAAAAUGUCCAUGAAAACACUACAACAAACAGAGCCUAUGGCCAAGUCUCCUGUUUCUAAACUAAUUCCAACUGGAAUGGGUAAUGAUAAUGAUGAGAUGCAGUUCAAGUCAGAUGUUAGCAUUUUUGAGAAUAUCCUGAGAAAGAAACUUGGCCAAUUAUAUUAUUUACAAAACUUGAAAAGAGCUGAAGGCCAUGAAGUGCAUCCUUUUGAUCAAACUUGUCCUGUUUGUGUAACGAAACUGACGGACACUUGGUGUGUUCUCCAUUGUGGUCAUUGCUUUUGUCUGCCUUGUGUUCAGAUGGUUGGUAAAUAUGCUGAAGCACAUGCAAAGGAUUUAAGUUGUCCUGUUUGCCGGAGCCUAACUCCUCGGUCAGAGAUCUAUUCCGUUGAUCGUCAAGCAGUAAAAGAUGAUGACGAAACAGAAAUAAAAGGAAGAUAUUCCUCAAAAAUACAUGGUGUGCUAAAGUGUUUGCUUGAAAUCAGGAAAAAGAAUUCUAAAGCAAAAACUAUAGUGUUUUCAUCUUGGAAGGAUUUUUUAUUUCUUUUAGAAAUGGCACUGCGUGAAAAUAAUAUCAAGUGUGUGUCCUUGUGCAACAGGACACCAAAUACAUUUGAGAAUUAUUUGCCAAGGUUUAAAUCUUCAUUAGAAGAAAAUGUGCUUUUGUUGCCUUUAAAAGUUGGUGCAAAUGGUAUGAAUAUCACUGAGGCGACUAAUGUGAUAAUAAUUGAGCCAGUGUUAGACUACUCUCAGAUUCGCCAAGCAAUUGGACGUGUAUACCGAAUGGGUCAAACAGAGAGAACAUUUGUGUAUAUGUUUUAUGUUGCUGAUACAGUUGAAGAAAGUAUUUUCAACAUGAAUUCUUCAUUCUGUGUUGAAAAUGAGAUGCUUGAGACUGUGAACGAUUUGAAAAAACUAUUUGAGUAAUGGAUAUUUUUAUAUUUGUGAUAAUUAAAUAUCUGAGUGUUGUAAAUCAUCUCCCAUUACAUUCAUAUCUUGUUCAUAUCUUGUACAGUGCAUUGUGUGUUAAAUUCAUAUAGAUUUUAGUGCAUUUUAAUGCAGAACAGAUAAACUGAAGCAGUGAUAGGCCUUUAGCUAUGAACUAAAGUCAUCUCUGUUUAAUGAAACUCUUCUGUUUCAAUUAAUGAUUUCUUUUAUGAUAAGAAAAAAUUAUCAAGUCUUGUUUGUGGAAGAUCCUGUAAUCAAAUAGUAAAGAUUUUAUAUGUAUUUAACAUUUAUAUAUGUUCUAUUUCUGAAGUACAGUUAUUCAACAAAAAUAUAGCACAAAAGCCGAAAUCCGAACGUACAAUAUCCAAACCACCAUUUUUUUUAAAUCAAGUUUUAAAUGAGGAAUAUAAUACUAAAAAAAAAAGUCCGUGAAAGCAAUUUUUCUGUGGACGAACUGAACUUUCAUGCAUUUGCUGGCUAGGGAAUAACAGUAUGACCAAUAACAAUACAUUGAUUGACAUUACCUACAACCACUUUUUUGGCACUUGAGUGGUUGUGGAGUGGGGAGUUACUUCCUUUAAUCUGGUCUAAACAAUAAAUGAAGCUCUAAGAGGUAUUUGUUUGAGGAGUGAUGUUGCUCAUACCUUUUUUUUUUUUUUUUUUCUUGUUUGUUCCUCAUACUUUUUUAUUGUUGGUUUUUGUACCUUUUUUUGAAAGAAUUAGAUUCCAAAGAACUUAAUUUCAGUUAACUUAGCAAAUUGUGCUCUUUGUUAAUUUUCUAAUUUUCUUCAUUAUUUCAUAAAUAACUGAUGUUUGAUAUUUUUAAUGUUAUAAUUUCUACAUGUCAUUAUUAGAUUUAAAUUGAUUAUCUAAAAUCUGGACCCUCUAAAUUCCUGACGAUUCCGGAUCUCGGGCUUUGUUCUGUACUAAAAUUCAAGUGUUUAAAAAUGAAAGCUGAAGGAUUUAAAACUGAAAAAUUGUUUUUUGUAUUUUUCUAAAAUUAAGAUAGUAUAAUUUUGAAACUGAACUGUUAGUGCAGAGAACUGUUAGCAUUUCCCAAACUUGUUGCAUGGUUGCCUUUGUUUAUUUUAAAUAUUUCUUUUUAAAUGUAUAAAAUGUAUAGUAUUUCUAGCUCAGUAAGUUUUUUGUCAGUAUCUGAAGAUUUAUAAAUUGUUUAUGUAAAAAUUCUUUAUUGUUACCAAUGUGUAAUGAAGUAAUAAAUUAAAGAAUGUUACACAUUUGUAAAUCACAAAAGAAUGUCACUGAAUUACAUUAAAAGAUUGAAAAAAUCAACAUGAAAUCAUUGUAAUUUAUUUUUCAACUCACUUUCAGGAAAGGCUGUUAACAAUCCCAAAUUUUAAAAUCUUAAUGAUAAAUAUCUAAAUGAAUUUUUGUCAUAAAAGAGUAAAACUUUUUUUUUUUAAAAAAAAAAAAGAAGGAAUAUAAUUUUUUACUAAUUAUGACUGUAGAGACUAUGGGACCAUAUAAAAAGGUAGCUUUUAUAACACUCUGCAACAUUAGCAGCUGUGAAAAUAAAAACUGCAUAAGAAAAUUUUUGUCCUUGCCCAUCAAGCUUAUCCUCAUGUUUUAAUUAGUGCAAAGUUUAAGCCAGUUGCAUUCUUUUGCUUACACAUUCACCAAACAUGGAAACUUAUUAUAUAGCCACCAUAUUUCCAGUUUGAAAAUCCUAAAUGUGAACCUUUUUUUAAGCAUUCAGAUGUUUGUUGUGAUGGGCGAUUCCUCUCUGACCAUUCUGAACACAUUUUUUUUUUUUUUUCUCUCUCUGUUUAAGUGUGUGCGUGACGUGCUGUAUUUUUACUGUUAAUUGAAUCAAAAAUUAUGGUUAGACAUUUUCUUUAAGGAUGGCUGAAUGUAGUGAAUCAUUUUUUUGUAUUAAAAGUUAAUGAAAAUAUUUCAUAAAACUACUUUUAAAUAUUCAUAAAGUACAUGCAAAACCUACACGAAUUUCAUGUUUUAGCUUGAGUUCUAUGCUCAUAGAUUAAUGAAUAAAUCCAUUGAAUUCCAAAGUCCUGAAACAUUUAAAUUACCAAACUACAAAAACUUUAAACUUUGAAUGUUUGGAAAAUAAAGUUGCCAUUAUCAGCCGCCUUUUUUGAAAAUCUAUGAAUCUGUGGUUAUCUGACAUGAAUAUAUGUAAUUUGGAAUUUAUAUGCCACUGAUGUGCAGUCAUCAUUCUUACUCUUGCUUUCCUUCAGUUCACAUAAGGGAUACUUAAACUGUAAUGUAGAGCUUUCUCUCUUUUUUUCUUGUUUAUAAAGCUUUUAAAUUCUAAGUAAGCAAUCAAGAUGCUUUUAUUGGGAUAUUUUGAGUGAAAGAGUUUCAAUUAUUUGUGAGUACAUUCAUGAAAUUUCAUACGUAUGCUGCAGAGAUUUAUUUCAAAUAAAAUAUAAACCUUUAUAUACAAACGGUUAAAAAGUUUUUUUCUCAGAUGCAUAAAAGAGACAAAUAAUUUAAUUAAAUAAUAUAAAUGCUAUGUAAUUUGUAAAAAAAUAGUUUCAUUUUAUUUCUUACCUCUCUAUAUAAGCAUAUGCAUUUAAAUAGACCAUACUGGGGUGUUAUUCUUUCAACAUUUAAAAAUUUUUAAAAUACGGUGUUGAAGUAUUUAUACAUUAAAAGUGUAUUACAUAUUUUGUUUUGGUGAAAAACAUGUUUAUUCAUGAGUGUGAAUGUCUACAUGUUGUACUCUUUGUACCACUUUUCUUAAUUAAUGUAUAAUAAUUUCAAAAAUAUUGAGUAAAUGUGAUUACAAAUUUAUGUUGUUAUGUUUUAACAGUAAACACUUGCUAAAUUGAUUAACUCUGUUUAUAAUGUGUAUAUGAAAGAUUUAAUGUUUUAUUUUAGCUUGUGCCCUCUUCUCAAGUUGUCUCUGUAUAUAUGUGCAUCUUUUUGAAUAAAUAAAAUGUACAAAAAUUUUGUAUAUUGAACUAUCAAAGUAAAGUUUUACCUUUCCCA
Stegodyphus dumicola is the source of this 5136-nucleotide messenger RNA. RefSeq names its product E3 ubiquitin-protein ligase SHPRH. Gene Ontology annotation, biological process: protein polyubiquitination; DNA damage response. Gene Ontology annotation, molecular function: protein binding; ATP binding; ubiquitin protein ligase activity. Lineage: Eukaryota; Metazoa; Arthropoda; Arachnida; Araneae; Eresidae. Gene Ontology annotation, cellular component: nucleus. The record is from RefSeq and is a predicted model, not a curated record.